Pleuronectes platessa (European plaice) is the source of this 7843-nucleotide messenger RNA. RefSeq names its product G protein-coupled receptor kinase 3 (gene grk3). The transcript is spliced from 21 exons. The coding region runs from base 1991 to 4057 and encodes 688 amino acids. Gene Ontology annotation, molecular function: ATP binding; G protein-coupled receptor kinase activity; G protein-coupled receptor binding. Lineage: Eukaryota; Metazoa; Chordata; Actinopteri; Pleuronectiformes; Pleuronectidae. Gene Ontology annotation, biological process: G protein-coupled receptor signaling pathway; protein phosphorylation; regulation of signal transduction. The record is from RefSeq and is a predicted model, not a curated record.
CAGGGGAACCAGCAGCUUGAUCGGCUGCGGCGGACGGAGACGUUCGGCACUCACGACCGACGGACGGACAGCUACUUGGCCGAGCGUGGGCUUCCCCAGCACGGAGAGCCUGGUUGGCCAGGACCCGCUCGACUCGUAUCGUUACCGGAGAUCUGCGCCUCUGUCGGGCGCCUAUGUGUUGCCAACCCGAGGCCUGGAGUAGCACCUGAUCCUCGACAAGUUUACAGCGCCGGGGCAAAGUUCUCGGUUUACGGGCAGCGCAGCCACCGCUGCUCCAGCGGAGUUCCAUCUCCAAGCAGCUCUCCCUCUCCCUCCCCCUCCUCCGCCCCGUCCUCCACGGCCAGCUACCAGCGUCACUAUCGGCGCACAGUCAGUAGCUCUGUGCUGGGUCUCCAGGUGAGGAGGGUCCCCCCCAAUGCUCGGGGUAACACAACAAGCUGCCAUGGAUUAUUCUGUGCCAUCGUGUCGUUUUGGACUCGAGUGAACCCUCGAUGACUGUUUCUUUCCGGGGACGCUGCAAGACUUCCCCAAUCCCCGCAGCCAGUCUCCUCGCAGCGGUUAGCUUGUCAAGCACAUCGCUGCCUGAAGCCGAGCCAGUGCUAGCCGUUGGUGCCAGCUGCUCACCGCGUUUGCUGCUGACAACCGGGACAUUUAACGUGUCCGCCAAACUGGAGGAACCCAACUUGGAUGCAUAGUGAGAUUCAUCUCCAUACACGCUACUCGGUAGUUAGCCUACUGGUUAGCAGGUUUCAUUUUUUCCGCUAGCUAGCGCGGAAGCUAACUAGCAGGCGAACCCAAAUAUCGACAUUGCAAGCGGGCUAAAGCGAGCUAGCUCUCUGGCGUUGAGGAUUUGGCUCGAGGUUAGUUGAUGACGCCCACCUGUUUGGGUUGGAUUGGGUGCUAAACCCCUCGGAGUGUCUCAACGCGUCUUUCUCGGGCGACAUUUUUAGUACAUGUGUGUGUGAGCGGCAGAGAGAGAUUGAUGAGUUGAUAAGCAGGAACAUUGCAGCCUACACAGGAAGCCAGCAACAACGACGGCAACACAAACACGACCGCGGUGUGUGGAGUCCUUCUUGCGGGGGGAUGUAGAUCCAUAGUCCCGACCCGACUCAAACCUGUGCUUGCGUGGUUAUAGCUGUGCCAAAACGCGCCUGAGAGACUUGCGUGUUUUCUUGUUUGUAUGUGCGCACAAGCCGAGACACAUCCAGGACAUCGGCGGUGGACACUUCAACCUGUCGCCCACUGUCCCCCCCACCUGAGCCCCCUUCAUUUUACCACCUCUCUGAGACCAAGAGAAAAGACCCGACCACACGUGUUGUUCUAACCAACGUAAGACUGUUUUUUUUGUUGGUUUCCAGACACGGAAGGAGCUAAGUGUUUUUUUUCUUCUGUCGGCGUGUGUUUACACUUUGAGGGAAAAUCCCAGAAAACACAUGCUGCACUGGAGACAGACCCGCCGUGUGGACACAUUUCCGUGAGGAGGACCAGAGGAGUCCCCAGUGACCCGUGGGAUCUGACAGCUGUCCCCAGAGCCGACAUCUGGUGCACCUUCCCCUCGCUGUGAGACAGAUUACUAAAAACCGAAGAGGAGCUGGCCUCACAGACAGAUCUCAUCAGCUUUUCCUUUCAUUGUUUGCCACCCCCCAGAAGCCCGCAUGCAUUUUGUGUCUCCCAUUCUGCACUAAAUGGGAUUACAAGGACGGUGAUCAGGCGGGCCCCGUGACUGUCGUUUCUCACCUAACCUGUCACCCAAUGUCUCUCUCCCUGAAUUUCCCCUUUUCUUUUGCAACAAUGGCAGUUUGAGGCGAGGUGAACACACCGCAGCCAGAGACAGCGACGCGGUUCCAGUCGAUUGUCCGCCCCGCCGUCACGCACCUCGGCCCUUGAUGUUGGUCACAUCUGACGCCGGACCCAAUUUUGUAAUUCCCUGAAACCAAACCAUCCCCGUCUCCGGUUCUUGUAUCAGCUGUGGUCGCACCAGGGUCGAAAGAUGGCGGACCUCGAAGCGGUACUCGCCGAUGUCAGUUAUUUGAUGGCGAUGGAGAAGAGCAAGUCUACACCGGCGGCCCGGGCGAGCAAGAAGAUCAUCCUGCCCGAGCCCAGUAUUCGCAGUGUGAUGCAGAAGUACCUGGAGGAGAGAGAUGAACUGACAUUUGACAAAAUCUUCAACCAGAAAAUUGGCUUCUUACUCUUCAAGGACUUCUGCUUGAAUGAGAUUGACGAGGCUGUGCCACAGCUCAAGUUCUACGAAGAAAUUAAGGACUACGAGAAGCUGGACUCGGAGGAGGAGAGGUUGAGCCGCAGCCGACAGAUUUACGACGGCUAUAUCAUGAAGGAGCUCCUGUCCUGUUCACAUCCGUUCUCUAAGAAAGCAGUGGACCAUGUGCAGAGUCACUUGGCAAAAAAACAGGUUCCCCCAACUCUCUUCCAGCCAUACAUAGUGGAGAUCUGUGACAGCCUGAGAGGGAAUAUCUUCCAGAAGUUCAUUGAGAGUGAUAAGUUUACUCGCUUUUGCCAGUGGAAGAAUGUGGAGCUCAACAUUCACCUGACCAUGAAUGACUUCAGUGUGCAUCGGAUCAUCGGCAGGGGUGGCUUCGGAGAGGUGUAUGGCUGCAGGAAGGCCGACACAGGGAAGAUGUAUGCCAUGAAGUGUUUGGACAAGAAGAGGAUCAAGAUGAAGCAGGGGGAGACUCUAGCACUCAAUGAGAGAAUCAUGCUGUCAUUAGUCAGCACAGGGGACUGCCCAUUCAUUGUAUGUAUGACGUACGCCUUUCACACCCCUGACAAGCUGUGCUUCAUCCUGGACCUCAUGAACGGAGGAGACCUGCACUACCAUCUGUCUCAGCACGGCGUUUUCAGUGAGAAAGAGAUGCGUUUCUAUGCGGCUGAAAUCAUCCUGGGUCUGGAACACAUGCACAACCGAUUCGUUGUCUACAGAGACCUGAAGCCAGCCAAUAUUCUACUGGAUGAACACGGCCAUGUUCGUAUCUCCGACCUCGGCCUUGCCUGCGACUUCUCCAAGAGGAAACCCCACGCCAGUGUCGGUACUCAUGGUUACAUGGCUCCAGAGGUUCUUCAGAAGGGGACGGCGUACGACAGCAGCGCAGACUGGUUCUCCUUAGGCUGCAUGCUCUUCAAACUCCUCCGAGGGCACAGUCCAUUCAGACAGCACAAGACCAAAGACAAGCAUGAGAUUGACCGCAUGACCCUCACCAUGAAUGUGGAGCUGCCAGACUCUUUCACUGCAGAGCUCAAAGAUCUGCUGGAGGGGCUGCUGCAGAGGGAUGUGUCCAAGAGGCUCGGCUGCCAGGGCCGAGGAGCCCCUGAGGUGAAGGAGCAUCAGUUUUUCAAAGGCAUUGACUGGCAGCAGGUGUACCUCCAGAAGUACUCUCCCCCGCUAAUCCCCCCGAGGGGAGAGGUGAACGCCGCAGAUGCUUUUGACAUAGGCUCUUUUGAUGAGGAGGAUACCAAGGGCAUCAAGUUGCUGGACAGUGACCAGGAGCUGUACAAGAACUUUCCUCUGGUCAUUUCGGAGCGCUGGCAGCAGGAGGUGGCAGAGACCGUCUACGAGGCCGUCAACUCGGACACAGACAAGAGCGAGGCUCGCAAGAGGGCUAAGAACAAGCAGCUGGGGCACGAGGAGGACUACGCCCUGGGUAAAGACUGCAUAAUGCACGGCUACAUGUUGAAGCUGGGGAACCCGUUCCUAACUCAGUGGCAGCGUCGAUACUUCUAUCUCUUCCCCAAUCGUGUGGAGUGGAGGGGGGAGGGCGAGUCGCGGCAAAACCUGCUGACAAUGGAGCAGAUAGUGACGGUGGAGGAAACGCAGAUUAAAGACAAGAAAUGUAUCCUGCUGCGCAUCAAAGGAGGGAAGCAGUUUGUGCUGCAGUGUGAGAGUGAUCCCGAGUUUGUGCAGUGGAAGAAAGAGCUGACUGAAGCGUUCACAGAAGCCCAGAAGCUACUGCGUCGUGCCCCAAAAGUCAUCGGGAAAGGGCGGGCCGGAGUGGUGGAGCUCUCCAAACCUCCCCUCACGCACCGCAAUAGCAAUGGCCUGUGAAUACACACACACAUAUACACACACAUAUUUAUAUAUAUAUACACACAUAUAUAUAUAUAUAAAUACACAGAACACACACACACUUUCACACAAACACAAACUGCAAUCCACCUCCCUCCCUUCCCCCCUCCUCAUCAGCCACAUGACAUUUGCUCUGACGCCUUCCCACCGAUCGCCCACGACGCCUCGCAGUGUGUCAGCGGAGCAUGCCCACCAGCCUCUUGCAGAACACACACUUUCAACAUGACGACCAAUCAUGAGCACGAUAUAGUUUUUUUGGACCUUGCCAGUCAUGGUGAGGAAGAAAGGACAAGGCAAGGAGAGAGACAACAUUCAGGAGGACCCUGCACGUGAAGAAUCUCUGCAUUAAAGUGACUCGGAUGUAACGCUCCUCUCUUUCCCUUUAUCACUCCCCUCCCCUUGUCCCCCCCACCACUACCCACCUUGCUAUGUUUGAAUCAGGUGAAUUCGUAACCAGGACCCGCAGUAGCCUGGCAGACUCCUCGAAAAGCCCACGGAGCUAAAGCUCUGAUUACUGUCGCUCAGCUGAGAUGAGACCAGGCUUUACUGGGGAAUGUAUUUUUGCGAGAGAGACAAAAAGGCUGCUCCACUGGUUCUUCUCACCCCUCCCUCUAACCAUUUCUCCCUGCAUUAUUACAUUAAGUGCAUAAAGUGCCAACAUCAAUAUUUACUUGAGUCACCUGAGCACCCAGAAAGACCUGCUCUGUGGCAGAUGCCCCCCACCCCUCCCAACCAGUCCAGACACACAGAGGAGGGGGGUUUUCUGCAGUAGUGGGGAUGGUUGAUCAUUCCAGUGCAGAAAACCGGAAGUACAAGGACCACAGACUCUUUCAGAUUGGCUCUUGUAUAGCCAGUUACCAUAGAGACUGAUAUUUCAUUGGCUGACAAACUGCAGCUGGUUGCUAUGGGAACCAUGAAGACUGGUAUACAUGGGAAUUGGUAACCACAGCGACGAUAUAACUAUUGUGUAUGAAGGCUACACUUGCAGAGAAAGAGAUGAUAGCGAAUGUAGGGGAGGGAGGGGCGGAGGAAGAGAGGAAGAGUGUAUAUAAACAACCCUUUCUCUGUGCAUCUCCAGUGUUCUAGUCUAACGUGUUUGCAUUAUCGGUGACUUCUCUGUCUGCCUGUUUGUGAAUCUGUCCUGGCUUUUAGGGAAGAGGAAGAGGAAGAGGCUUUUUUUCCUCCUGGGAGGGGGAGGUUGGGUGGGGGAGGGAGGAUGGGGACAGGCAGAAGCGUGACAGCUUUCAGUCACUGGCGUCGCUGCAUUAGCUCAGUUGGACUGCGUGUGUUUGAAUUCGAGGAGGGGAAAUCCUCUUAAGGGUCAAACAACACGCUCUGUGUUGGUGUACGGCAGCGUGCGCCUCGUAUCUCCAUCUCAGUGGCAAGUGGAAGUAACGGUUCACCUUGCCCCUCACACACAGUCGCCACCGUAGGUUUACGAUUGCAGUCGGUCGGUUGUGGAAGUUGUGGUUGCAGUGAGGGAAAUAAAGAGGAAGAUCUGAAACUAAUUAAAGGAGUAAUCCACCUUCAAACAGACCAAACACAAUGAUGUUAGCGGCAUUUCAGUUUUUGUUUUUUUUCUUCUUUUCUUGAAAGCUAGUUUUUGUGCCGAUUCCUUCAACCUGCGUCAUCUGCAUAUUUUCCUGUAUUGGUCGAAUUGGCCUACAUUUCCCUAAAUGCCUGUGGACAGCAGCUAGUCGCUUGUCCUUCUCCGUGUUAAGAGCAGAGGGAGAAUAGUGAAAAGGUUUUUUCCAGUAGAAAAAUCAAGAAACAUUAUAUUGAGCUGGUCUGUGGAUUAAUCUGCCCUUCCUUUUCUACAUCUAUAUUUAAUGGUUCUAUUAACUAGCAAAUUCCUGUUAUAAUACCUCACAAUCUGGUGAGAUGUAUUCAUAAUUCCCCAGAAAUACUGUUUACAAUCACAUGUGACAAAAAAGGCAUAAAAUCUGGAGUUUACGGUUCAUAUUCUAAGAAAAGGGAGCAUCCACCACACCAGUGUUUCUCUAUGGCCAGGAAGGUGAAGGUGAAGGUAAAGCUCCUGCUGUGUGACUCAGAAACAAAAGUCGAUGUGACUUCGCUGUUGCAAAGAGCUUAAAUCGCCGCUCUGACCAUAACGGAUGCAUGUUAGUGUGACGUCAGCCUGCUCACAUGAAGAAAACACAUCAACAGCAGUGUUUCAGGGUGGACUUUUCCUCUGUCUUUCUCUAUGAUCUUACGCUCCUGAAUGGGACCCUUUUUUUGUCUUACCUUCUAAUUAUCGGGAGCUUUCACGGUUUCACCCGCAUUGUCGUCGACCUCGUUGAAGUUUGUAGGCGGAGGGCAGAAACGCGCACAAUCGUAGUGCUGAAGAACACACAGCAGAGCAGUGGGAACAGGAACUAGUGUCUUUAUAAAUUUCAGGGUUAUAAUUAGUCUUCAUGCAGUACAGUGUCCUUGUCUGUGAUGUCCAUGCAUUUCCACAGCUGUGAUGUAUGACCUGCAGUAGGAAAAGGGUUGAUUAGGGGUGCAUUGUGAUUAUUAUUUUUUUCUUUGUAGCAUUUACCAGUCAGGGGGAGAUAUAAUGAUCUUAUAGAGAAAUGUUGUCACCUCUCAAGGUGUCUUUUAUUUUUGUAAACCAAAAUGGUUUUUAUUGUUUUCAUUGAAAUGUAUGUUGUUGCACCUUUUUAGCCCAAUGUGUUACUUAAUAGUUGUUAAAUGUGCCAAAUAACUGUUGCUGAUUGAGUGGAACCAAUGGGAGGCCUCGUUUUCUCAACUUUGGAACCUUCUCACAAUAGACAUGGCAGAGGUGUAGAUGAAAAGUAAAAAAUUGAAUACACAUAAAUACACACACACACAUAAACUUUGCGGUGGGAUUUUUGAAGGGUACAAAACUGUGACCAAACAUUUUCUGGAGAAGAGGAGUGUUUUUUUGUGUUUGCACGCUUUUUGGCUUUCUACCAUGUUGCCAUUGGGACACGCACACACAACACAACACACGUCGCCCAGCUCUACUCCCAACUUGCUCCUGAAGAGUUUUCUUUCACACUGUAUGUAUACCAUGUGAGUGUAAGAGCAUACCUGUGCGUCAUUAUCGCUUUGUAUGUACAUCCGGUGGAUUUUUUUUUCUUUUCUUGUCAUACACAGAUUUUCAGCACACGCUAACACACACACAAGACAAUUUAAAAAGGUUGGCAUAUAGGUGAAAAAAAAUCAAAGUAUAUAUAAAUAUAUGUGUAUAUGAAAUGACAAAAUGCUCUAGGUUUAUUUAAAAGAUUUAAUGUAGAAAACAAAAUGAACUUGUUCAGGGGAGGUCGUUUUUUUUUUUUUUGAUGUGAGUAUAAUUGUUUGUGGUGAAGACUUCAGCUCGAAUCUUGCACAUAAAGACUUUAGAUAUUGUACCUGCGAGUUCCAGAUGAUUAUUUUUGUUUGAAUACCGGACUCUUUGCUCUUUCAUAUUUAUUGCGUGUGUGGGGAGCUCUCUCUCCUCCACGUGUUGGAGCUCUCUGCCGAGAGCUCGCUGUAGAAAUCCUCCAAUUUGCGCCCAUCAGAAACUCUUUGUUUUGUUUUUCAUAUGCCACAGACAAACACAAAUACUACUGGCUUUGGGUUGUUAUUAUUACCAUUAAGGUUAUGAUAAUACUGAUAUAUAAUUGAGAAUAUUAUUCAAUGAUUAUUGGUAAAUUUAUUUUAUUUCAAAGAUUUGUUUUUAUUUUUUUUGCGACAGAUAGGAAGUUGCGUGUUGGACUGCUUGUAAAAACAGUUCAUGAAUAAAAAUACUUUUUCCGUGUU